CUCAGACAAACGUAAGGCGGGUGGUGAUUUGGGCUCUGUGAAUCUGAGUCUCUCGACCGAGGAAUUCUGGGAGUUGAAGUCCACCCGUCUUUUAAGUGGAACAAAGUUGCGGAAUCAACUUUGCUUCUACGUUGUUUUUUUUUUUUUUUGUGCGGUUGGCCUGGGGGUUUGCCUUGCGGACAAAGGCGUCCGCUUUUUGUAAUUGGCCACAGCAAUUUGAUUGGAUGGGGCGGCGGCGUUGGAAACAACAACAAAAAUAUCGCGGGAGGCUGUUUCUCCAGUAUGCCCGGACUCCACUUUGUGCUUUUGCUGGCGAGCCCGGCCGGCUGUUAUUUAGGCUCAAUGCUGCAAAACGGCGGUAGAGGCAAAAAACACUCGGGCGCUGCACGCUGAGGUGGAGUUCUGGGUCUGUCUAGGGCUGGGAAGGUUCCUUCGGUUGUCGGAAGGCCAGCCCCGAUCAUAGCGCGAAGGAAUUUCUUCGCGUUUUUUCUGCUGUGCCCUGCAAGAUGACCAAGCAUUUUUAUGCACAGACCGGAGCAAGGGAGCGGUAAAUAAAUUUACCUGCCGAUUUUUUCCCCCUCUCGCUCCCGUUGUUCACCGCUUUGUGAUCUGCUGCUGGCGACACGCGAGGAGUAAAAAAGCAGCAACUGCGGAGGGCUGUCAAAUUUGGGGUAAAGCGCAACAGAAAAGAAGUCUGAAUCCUGAUUCCACCCUCCCCAUCAGCUUGGAAGAUGCCAGAAGAAAUUAAAGUACUGGUAGAAGGAGUUUCUCGAUACUGUGAUUGUUUGACUCCUGAGAUGACAAGUGCAUCUUCCCCUGGAAGCUCUGAUGCAAAGAGUGCAAGAAAUGCUGAUCAAAACAAAGCUCUCAUACCUAAGUGCAUUUCAGACAAACUAUUCACUGUAGGAGCGGUUGUUGUAAUUGCAGCGUUGACCAUUAUUAUAAUUUCAUUGGCUGUUAAAAAGACAGAAACAUGUCCACUUUGUGGUCCCCUUGAAAGUGUUGCCUGUCCAGAUUCAUGGAUUAGCUACAGUGGAAAAUGUCUCUAUAUAUCAAAAGAAGAAAAGAAUUGGUCUCUCAGUUUAAAGUCCUGUUCCUCAUUUAAUGCAUCCUUGGCUGUGAUUGAUACUCAGAAGGAACUGGAUUUUUGGGUGGAUAUUUUCCAUUCCUCUCAUUACUGGUUUGGUCUCUCAAGAGAAGUUAACCAGAUCUGGAAAUGGUCCAAUGGCACAGAGUUUAAAAAUCAGUUUCCAGUACGAGGAGGCGGCUUCUGUGCAUAUCUAAAUGGAAAAGGGGUCAGUAGUACCAUAUGCUCCAUGGAGAAACGUUUUCUCUGCAGCCAGCCAGAGCGUUGCAGCAAGGCUGGAAGAGAAGAGAGCUCAUGGCCUGGAGAAAUAUGAGGGGGAGGGGAAAGACAGAGCAACAUGGCCAUCGAGUGACAGCAUUUCAGUGAGCGCUUAACUUUUUAUCUAAGCUUUUAGCAAUUUUCGCUUUAGAAUUAAGAACAGCCAGUCGACGGCUGCCAAUGUUGGGAGGCAGCAAAGCUAUAAGACAAAAACAAAAACAAAAAAACAAAGAGAAAAACAAACCUGAAAUGCCACAAAGAAAAAAUUCCAAGCAUUCUGAACAUUCUAAAGUGGCAGCAAUCUCUAGACCAGUGGUGGUGAACCUAUGGCAUGCGUGCCAGAGGCGGCACUUGGAGGCCUCUCUGUGGGCACACGUGCUGUUCCCCAGCCUCGCCUCCCCCCACGACCCCCUCCUCACCAGCAGCCCCCCUGGAGGAGAGUCACCCCCAAGAGUGGCCCACACGGAGCAGUGCAGACAAGGACAUGGCAGCCAGGCAGCGUAGACAAGACUCUGCCUUCAUGCCCCAUCGCGCAUGGUUGAUAUUGUGGGGCCCGGGCAGAGGGUGUGGCCGCCAUGGUACUGCUGGGCUGCCUGAGUGAUCUGUGGCAGGCCGUGGAGGCAGUGAGUG
Crotalus tigris (Tiger rattlesnake) is the source of this 1975-nucleotide messenger RNA. RefSeq names its product C-type lectin domain family 2 member D-like. The transcript is spliced from 7 exons. The record is from RefSeq and is a predicted model, not a curated record. NCBI's taxonomy places the organism in Eukaryota, Metazoa, Chordata, Lepidosauria, Squamata, Viperidae. The coding region runs from base 732 to 1400 and encodes 222 amino acids.